Messenger RNA from Anopheles aquasalis, 1613 nucleotides. RefSeq names its product mitochondrial transcription factor B2 (gene mtTFB2). Gene Ontology annotation, molecular function: rRNA (adenine-N6,N6-)-dimethyltransferase activity; mitochondrial transcription factor activity. NCBI's taxonomy places the organism in Eukaryota, Metazoa, Arthropoda, Insecta, Diptera, Culicidae. The record is from RefSeq and is a predicted model, not a curated record. Gene Ontology annotation, cellular component: mitochondrial matrix. Gene Ontology annotation, biological process: rRNA methylation; transcription initiation at mitochondrial promoter.
CGACUGUCAAAAAACCAAAACAAUCCGCAGCGCCACUGCUGGCGCAAACCGAAACUACAGGUGGUGCCCGGCGUGUUUACAAAACAACGAGCGUCCGGAACCGCGUUUUUCCGGAGCGGGAAAGCGGAGAAAAACUCGGCGCGAGUGGUGAUCACGAUGAACAGCCACGGCAUUUUUGGUCGGUUAUUUUGCAACAGUGUGUUCGGUCGUCCUGCUACAGCCCAUCGUUCGUUGGCCACUAAAGUGCUGAAGGAAAAUACGAAAGCUGCGCGUGCUAAAAAAUCGAGAACGGUGGAUUCCGCGGCCGGAACAACAGUUGCCGAUCCUGUGACCGUUCCUAAAGACGUCCAGGACUACUUUCAGUCAAGGGAUGCCUCCGUCUUAAGCCUCUUUCCACCGAACUUGCUCCGCAAGUGCAGCCAAAACACGGAACGAUUCUACGUAGCUGACCGAUCAACCGCCCUGCAAGUAGCCGACAUUUUAACGCGCGAUCUACCGACGGAUCGACUGCUGGUUGAGGUGAAUCCCGGUCCGGGUUUGCUAACAACCGAGCUAUUGAAGCAACACAAACAAAACCUGCGAGUCUACGAGACGGAAGCUUCUUUUGAGGAUCGGCUGAAAACGCUUGGCCUGCCCGACAAUGCAUUCCGGAAAGCGGAUUUUAACGGUUUGUGGCGCCUGGCAUACUUGGACAGCUUCGAUGGAGGGCAGCGAGCAGCGAAUCUGUUGAACGAUCUUCCACACAAACGCCGGUGGCAGGAUGAGGUGAAUUUUCGCCUCUUUUCGGUCAUUGGCUCCGUCAAGUUCCUGCGGUAUCUUAUGAACUCGAUCACGCACCAGAACGAGUUCUACUCGCUCGGUCGCUAUGAGAUGAUUCUGGCCAUGUCGCCUCUUCUUUUCUCGCAUAUUGCAUCGACCAGAGAAUCCGGUUACAAGUUAUACCGUGGCGGUACCAUCGUGUUUCAGACAUACUUUGAGCAUGAACUGGUCGGUACUAUUCCCCGGCGCCACUUGGUGCCUUGGUUUCACUCUAGCAACACGAAAAAGCUCCGAACGUUACACCAAAAACUACUACGAGAUGGUGCCGACGAAUGGUAUCUGGUGAAGAUAGUGCCUCGUAAAAAACUAUAUGAAUAUCUGCCACCGGAUAACCUGGCACUGUUUGCUUCCUUCGUGACACAGCAUUUCGUGAGCAGGAAGAAUCGCAUUAUACCAACUCUAGAACACUGGAUACCGAACUGUGGCGCACGGUUGAUAAUGAACCCGAACUACACUAAACCACUAAAGAAAGAGCAGAAACCAGAGAUUACACUUCCAAGUCAGCUGUUAAAGUCGGUGCCUUUGGAUGCGAGCGAUUAUGUUGAGAAAAUGACAAUCUACACGGAGUUUGGCGAGCUGACCCCAUCGCAAGUGCUGACACUGUUCAACGAGUUUAUCAACUGGUCCGAGUUCCACCAGUCCCCGUUCGUGCAGGCAGUUGAAGGCCAAAAGCCCAAACAGCGCACGUUACGCCGUUUGGUAGAGGAUGAGGAUCCCCUAGUCGAUGCACCGGAUGAUCCCGUGCCAACGCAACGCAAAAAGUUAAAUAAUAUACAGUAGUGCCGUGUCAGCUA